Messenger RNA from Phragmites australis (common reed), 1431 nucleotides. Its product is annotated as salt tolerance receptor-like cytoplasmic kinase 1. The transcript has a single exon. NCBI's taxonomy places the organism in Eukaryota, Viridiplantae, Streptophyta, Magnoliopsida, Poales, Poaceae. Gene Ontology annotation, cellular component: plasma membrane. The record is from RefSeq and is a predicted model, not a curated record. Gene Ontology annotation, biological process: protein phosphorylation. Bases 225 to 1277 code for a protein of 350 amino acids. Gene Ontology annotation, molecular function: ATP binding; protein kinase activity.
UAUAGACUAGUUUUUCGCACCUUGUGAUUGCCCUUGGCCAUUGUUCUUUGGUCUCACUCCUCUGUCCAACCAGUCCCCAGCUUAUCCAGGAAGGCAGAGCCAAAACCCAGCGACACCAGCAACAAAUCUAGAGAGAGAGAGGAGACAAAUGUAGGAGAAGAGGGCUCAUUCUCUCCAGAGCUCACUCGCAGCCUCGCUUUUCAGGGCUCGCGGAACUCAGCACAAUGUUCAGGGGUUGUGGACUAUUCACCUGCGCCCGCCGGGGCGGAGACCUCAGGAAGCGUGGGGAGAUGGGCGCGGCGAGCUCGCGGGUGGCGCCGGCUGAGCCGGUGGGCGUGGAGGAGGGGGACAGCGGAGCGGCGAGGCAGCUGGCGUGGGCGGAGGUGGAGACAGCCACGGGGGGGUUCUCGUCCCGGGUAAUCGGCCACGGCGGGUUCAGCACGGUGUACCUCGCCUCGCUCUCAUCGUCCCGCCUCGGCGCCGUCAAGGUCAGCUGCAGCAGCGAGCGCCUCCACCGCGCCUUCCGCCAGGAGCUCGACGUGCUCCUCUCCCUCCGCCACCCGCACAUCGUCCGCCUCCUCGGAUACUGCGACGAACGGGACGAAGGCGUGCUGGUGUUCGAGUACGCGCCGAACGGCGACCUCCACGAGAGGCUCCACGGCGACGGCGGGGACGUGCUGCCCUGGGCGCGGCGCGUGGCGGUCGCGUUCCAGGUGGCGACAGCGCUGGAGUACCUCCACGAGAGCCGCCAGCCGGCGGUCAUCCACGGGGACAUCAAGGCGUCCAACGUGCUCCUCGACGCCAACCUAGACGCCAAGCUCUGCGACUUCGGCUUCGCGCACGUCGGCUUCUCGGCCACGGUGGGCGGCGGCCGCUCCUCGGCGCGCUCUGUCAUGGGCUCCCCGGGCUACGUCGACCCGCACCUCCUCCGCUCCGGUGUGGCCACCAAGAAGAGCGACGUGUACAGCUUCGGCGUACUGCUGCUCGAGCUCCUGACGGGGAAGGCGGCCGUCUGCUGCGAGACCGGGCGCAGGCUCACGGCCGAUGUGGGGGCCAAGGUCAGCGACGGCAAGGUGACCGACGUGCUGGACCAGAGGCUCGGAGGCGACUACGCCGCCGCCGAGGCGGCCGUCCUGGCGGAGCUCGCCGUGCAGUGCAUCAGCGACAGCCCCGGGCUCAGGCCGUCCAUGGCGGACGUGGUGCGCGCGCUCCAGGAGAAGGCCUCCGCGCUGGCCUCGGCCGUCGGACCGAGAUUGAACCGCAAGAUGAUGCUCUAAGCUGGAUGGUGUAGAUUGUAAAUACCUAAUGCUCUAGAGUAGUGAGGAGAAGAAUGUAUCUAGUGCGAUGAGGUAGAAAAUUUUUGUCCUGUCCUGUCAUGGCGUGUUAUUAACUUAUUAUUGCAUCAGUGAGGUUAGUAGUACCAGUUCAUCA